Molecule: messenger RNA, 2186 nt
Organism: Penaeus chinensis
Lineage: Eukaryota; Metazoa; Arthropoda; Malacostraca; Decapoda; Penaeidae
Product: porphobilinogen deaminase-like
Exons: 7
Coding region: 90-1256 (388 amino acids)
Biological process (GO): heme biosynthetic process
Cellular component (GO): cytoplasm
Molecular function (GO): hydroxymethylbilane synthase activity
Source: RefSeq, a predicted model, not a curated record
UGUUUAUCCAGUCUGGCCGAGGUAGAGAUACCGGUUGGUCGUGUGAGAGGUGUGACUGUUAGUAAACUGAAUUUUAUUAUUAAUAAACCAUGGAGACCAAUGGUAAUGGUCAUAAUCAAGAGGGCAGCCUCAUGAGAAUUGGAUCUAGAGAGAGUGAGCUGGCUCUCAAACAGACAUAUAUGGUGCGAGAUUCCCUGCAGAAGAUACACCCUGACAUGAAAUUUGAGAUUGUGACUAUGAAAACCAAAGGUGACAAGAUCCUGAAUGUUGCUUUAUCCAAGAUUGGCAGCAAAAGCCUCUUCACUAAAGAGCUGGAAAUUGCCCUAGAAGAGGGGACAGUAGAUAUUGUUGUUCACUCUCUUAAGGACCUCCCAACCACACUCCCUGAUGGUAUGGUCAUCGGUGCAAUCUGUGAGCGUGAAGAUCCUCGUGAUGCAGUUAUCAUGCACCCAAAGUACUCGAGUUGCAAGUUAGACUCUCUUCCUAAAGACUCUGUCAUAGGAACCAGCUCUCUACGGCGUGGUGCUCAGCUCAAGAGACGAUUUCCCGAUCUCAAAUUUGAGAGUGUAAGAGGGAACCUGAACACACGCUUACGGAAACUUGACGAAGCAGAUGACUAUGCAGCUUUGAUUCUGGCUGUUGCAGGAGUGGUUAGGAUGGGAUGGAAGAACAGAAUUUCUCAGUAUCUGGAUGACGACCUCUGCAUGUAUGCUGUGGGACAGGGAGCGCUUGCUGUGGAGUGUCGAGAAGGGGACACCAACACCAUAGAACUAUUAGGCCAACUUUGUCACACCCAGACAAUGAUUGCUACCACAGCUGAGAGGGCCUUCAUGCGGACUUUGGAGGGUGGUUGCUCUGCGCCUGUAGCAGCUCAUACAAAGAUAACGGAUGACAGUAUUGAGCUGAAAGGUGGAGUCUGGAGUCUGGAUGGAUCAGAGGAACUUCUCAAAACCCAGUCUGUGUCACUUCAGGCAGCUAAUUCCACUGAUGGCAUGCAACCUCCUGCAAAAAUGGCAAAGACCUCCAUUGCUCUGUGUGGCAUUGUGCCCCAUCCAAAGUAUGCUGAAAACAUGAUGAAAGCACAUGGACUUGGAGUUGAUCUGGCCACUGCAUUGUUAGAGCAAGGUGCUGAAAGAAUCUUGAAAGAAGCCAAGGCUGCAAAUGCUGCCAGUGCCCCAAAUGUCCCACCACAGAAGGUAGCUGUUGUUAGUGAAUCUAUUCAAGAGAAAGAAGAACAGACAGUUCAAAGUUCAUAGAUUGUGUUUUAGGCUGAAAUCUGUAGUAAUGAAAUUAUAUUCUUAAUGAAUAUAUAUACAUAUAUAUAUAAUAUGAUAUUAAUGCUGAGUAUGAAAUUGAUUGAUAAACUAUAUUUUUUAUGAUGGAGACUGUGAUCGAUUUUUUUUGUAUAAUAAUUUAAUAUGUAUAUAAGACUUACGACUCAAUACCAGCUUGCAGCAUAAACAAAUGUCUUUGUGAUAGAGCUGUGCCUUUUUGGUAGCUGUUGUAUAUUUAUGUUUCUAUAAUAAGAAUAUCUGUCAGAAGUAGUAUUAUAACUACAUAUCAGAGAUCUGGGAAAAGAAAAGGAAAUGCCUCUUUCCAUUGUCCAUUGUUUGCUGCAGCAAAUAAAUUGGUAUAUUUGCCUAUAAUCAUGCCAUUUUUCAUGCUGUUAUUGUGUUCACUUCUACAGUAAAUAUGAACCAUGAAUUAACAUUAUAUAGUACUGUUGUGUUCUUUCUUUAUUUGUGUUAAUGGGGCAGAUUGCAAUAUUACAUUUUAGUAAUGGUACUUGUAAAUAACUUUUCUUUUGGAAUUGUCUUCUAUAACUGUGAAGAGUAUGAGGUGUACUUAAUUUAUUACGUUUUCCUGUCUUGCUGUCAAGUUGCUUCAGACUUGUAAAAAUGGUGACUUUCCAGUGAUUUGAUAUUAAUACAUUUUAGAUUGAAAAUUAACCCAUUGAUGCCAGUUACUUGUACUGUACAAUGUAGUUUUGUUUUGUGAAUUUUGUUUCAAAUGGAAUAAGUUAGUAGGUCUAACUAACCUUACUGUAUUUACCCGUUCCUUGUAUUUUCAGGGAAAUUUUGUUUUCCAAAUACUAUUAGUAUUGUUAUUGUUAUUACUCAUUAUUUAUUAUUUAUUGUUGUUGUUAUUAUUAUUAUUAUUAUUAUUAUUAUUAUUAUUAUAAUUAU